Molecule: messenger RNA, 1892 nt
Organism: Acyrthosiphon pisum (pea aphid)
Lineage: Eukaryota; Metazoa; Arthropoda; Insecta; Hemiptera; Aphididae
Exons: 2
Coding region: 1397-1864 (155 amino acids)
Source: RefSeq, a predicted model, not a curated record
CUAUAUACUAUAAAGUUUUGAAAAUAUUUUAAGAUGUUUUGAGCUGUUUACGGAUAUUUUAAAUUUUGAUAUAACUUGACGUCUAGAUAGAUUAUCAGUUAUAAAAAUUAUAACUUAUAAUAAUAGAAAGUUACUAUUUCACAUACCUUAAUAUUCCUUUAUAAUGUGGAUCCUGCGGAGAAUGCUCCUACGAAUUUGUUUUUAAAAUGGUUCCGGUUACAACGCAAUCGGAAUCAUACCACAUUGUGAUUUGUGACACGAAUACGUGAUUUAGAUUAAUGAAGUCUAGAUUUAAAAUUGGACACAAUUGGUGGAUGACUAGAUGCAUAAUUUUGAUGAGUCGAACGGAUUGCAUAGUUGGGUGACCCCUGUGCAGAUGAGUUGUGUUGAAAAUUCAUGUGUUGUAAAUCAGACUGAUGUUGAAUACAUGUUUGAUACACCAUGAUAAUAGAGUUUUGUCCGAAAGUUGUCAGCACUAGUCACUAGUCACUAUUGUCACAUUUUUUUUAGUAGUGGUUUUACAUUUUGAAAAACAUUAUUUAAGAAGAGAUUCAAAAUGAUCAUAUAAAAAUAUAUAGGUAUUAUUCAAAAAUUUCUUAGCUUUUCAAUUACAUCAUUUUUAUCUGCGUCGAGUUGCGUCUGUGAUUAGCAUAUCUGUUAUUUCCCUUUAAAUUUUGUUUUUUUUAACGCUUAUUAUUAUCACAUUUCAGUUAUUGAUGAAAAUAUCAAAAUCGUGUACCAAGAUUUGUUUGUAUUAUUAAAAACAGAGGGGCCUCUGGAUCCAAGAAGUGUGGUAUCUAAACAAUUUUUACUACAAUAUAUCAAAGAAAAAUAUAAUGCUGACAAUUGGGAAGAAUAAUAUGAAAAUAAAAUUAAGUCAACGAUUUCCAACUUUGCAGCCAUUUUAAGCAAACUUUGGAUAAAAAGUUCACGAAAUAUAAGUAGAUUUAGUCAAACAAAUGUCGAAUAGCUAAAAUAAACUGUUUGUUAUACCAUCUAUAUCAUUAUCAAAUGUCAGCAGACCUAAAAAAUUGUUUUCUGUUUGUUCUGAUAGAAAUAAAACACUUAAAAUUCAAAAACUCACUGAAUCGUAUACUUCUCCAGAAAUAUUAUUUGCCGCAAAAAACAAAUUACACGUGUCAGGAAAAAGAGCGGCUUGUAAUAUAGUCAACGAAUCACUAUCCUCUCCAAAUCGUGCAUUAAAAAUUAAAAAAUCAUACAUGGCUUCACUGUCAAUUGAUAAUGCCAUCAUGCCAUAUUCUUUUGACGAAGGAUUAGCAUUUCUAAUAGAAAAUAAACUUACAAAGCAACAGCACAUAAAUAUUCGUAAAUCUGCUAAGGAACGAAGAGCAAAUAUAUACUCGAGUUAUGAUAAUGUUUUAACAGCAAAAAAAAAAUGCCAUCAAAUUUAGAUUUGCAACUCAUAAAACGAUUUGGGGUAAUUUUAAAGACAAUGUCCAGUGGUUAUGACAUCAGUUUAGAAAAGUUUGAGGCUUAUACUUUAAAGACUGCGGAGCUUUAUAUUUCGCUGUACCCAUGGCAUUACAUGCCUGCUUCGGUUCACAAAAUUUUAAUACAUGGUAUAGACGUAAUACGUUCUGCCUUAUUACCAAUAGGCCAGUUGUCAGAAGAGGCUCAAGAGGCCAGAAAUAAAGAUUUCAGGAACGUAAGAGAAAAUAGUACAAGGAAAAUAAACAGGGUCUUACAAAAUGAGGAUUUAGGUCAUAUGCUACUUUUAUCAUCAGAUCCCUAUAAUUCAAGUGUAAAAAAACCAUCAAAAAUUAAUUUAAAAUCACUAGAUGAAGAUAUUAGGGCACUUAUAAUUGUUGAGGUAGACAAAAAUAGUGACUCUCAAAGACGAUGAUUCUGAAUGAAAUAUUGUAUUAUAUUCA